Parastagonospora nodorum SN15 is the source of this 579-nucleotide messenger RNA. RefSeq lists its product as hypothetical. Lineage: Eukaryota; Fungi; Ascomycota; Dothideomycetes; Pleosporales; Phaeosphaeriaceae. The transcript has 2 exons. Gene Ontology annotation, biological process: post-translational protein targeting to endoplasmic reticulum membrane. Gene Ontology annotation, cellular component: TRC complex. The record is from RefSeq and is a predicted model, not a curated record. Bases 1 to 579 code for a protein of 192 amino acids.
AUGGCGACUCAAGACUCCCUCAUCCCUGAGCACAAGCCCAUCGCCGAAGCUCCGCGCGCCCUCGACGCCAUCGCCGAACAAGAACGCGCCAACACCCUCCCAUCCUGGAACGCAACGGUCGCAUUUCAACUAGGAUGCGCACUGCGAACGCGCCUGUUGGUAUUCGAAAAACCGACCGUCGUGCACAUUUCGACGAUUAGUGAGCCGGGCCACGUGCUUUUUCAUGCUGUAUGCAAGGAGAUUGACGUCUUACGACAGGUAACCCACGCCGGCACCCAGCUCGACAACACAUUCUGGAUCAGCCGCAAGCGCAAAGCGGUCAUUCGGUUCGGAUGCAGCACAUGGGCUUUGCACAACAAGUUCUCGGGGGACGAAGAGGCGUUUGCGAAGAAAUUGGGGUUGGGCGCGACGGCGAAUGAGUAUGCGAUUCAUGGUGGUGGGGUGCCGAUUUAUGUCAAAGGGUGUGAGACGAUGGUUGCGGUGGUUGUUGUGAGUGGGUUGAAGCAGUGGGAUGAUCAUCAGGUUGUUGUGGAGGAGUUGGAGGGGGUGAGGAGGGGGUUGGAGAGUGGGAAGCUGUAG